Molecule: messenger RNA, 1993 nt
Organism: Linum trigynum
Lineage: Eukaryota; Viridiplantae; Streptophyta; Magnoliopsida; Malpighiales; Linaceae
Source: the annotation of a GenBank genome assembly
CAACCCACAGAAGUGAGGAAAAGCUCCAAAUCCUCUCUCUCUCUCUCUACCCAGCCAGCCAACAUAGAGCAGAGUAUUACAAAAAGAAAAAUGGGGGAGAAGCAACUGAGCUGCUUCGCGAAAGUAAAGCCAUACCUUUUGAUGGUGUUUCUGCAAUUUGGGUAUGCAGGAAUGUACAUAGUGACGAUGGUGUCGUUCAAGCAUGGGAUGAGCCAUUACAUUCUUGCCGUCUACCGCCAUGUUGUCGCCACCAUCGUCAUCGCCCCUUUUGCACUUCUGCUCGAAAGGAAAACAAGGCCGAAGCUGACACUCCCAAUCUUCCUCAGGAUAAUGGUGCUCGGUUUUCUUGAGCCAGUGCUGGACCAAAACCUUUAUUAUGUGGGAAUGAAGUACACGUCGGCAACAUUCACAGCGGCUUCCGUCAAUAUCCUGCCGGCCAUUACAUUCAUCAUGGCACUCAUCUUCAGGUUGGAAAGCGUGAAUCUGAGGAAGAUACGCAGCGUGGCGAAAGUAAUCGGGACGGUGAUAACGGUGACGGGAGCCAUGGUGAUGACCCUCUUCAAAGGCCCCAUCCUCCGUUUCCUAACCCCGUCUCUUCCGUCCGCUGCUCACUCGUCCCACGGCUCCUCCGCCGCCGACGACGGCCACCCGGCCGACCAGCACUGGAUCGCCGGCACGCUCAUGCUCAUCGGCAGUUGCUGCGGAUGGUCCGCCUUCUUCAUCCUUCAGUCGUUCACGUUGAAGAAGUACCCGGCGGAGCUAUCGCUGACGGCGCUGAUAUGCCUGCUGGGGACGGUGGAAGGUUCCGCCGUGUCGCUGGUGAUGGAGAGGGACAUGAGUGUGUGGAAGAUCGGCUUCGAUUCCAGGCUUCUUGCUGCUGCUUACUCCGGAAUCGUGUGCUCGGGGAUCGCAUAUUACGUACAAGGAGUGGUGAUUAAAGAAAGAGGCCCCGUGUUUGUGACGGCAUUCAGCCCGCUCUGCAUGAUCAUCACGGCGGCUCUUGGCUCCAUUGUUCUCGCUGAAGAUAUCCGCCUCGGAAGCGUGAUUGGAGCGGUGAUCAUAGUUGUGGGGCUCUACACUGUUGUGUGGGGGAAGAGCAAAGACGUGAAGAACUUAACCGGCGACGAAGCGGAGGCGGCAGCAGAUGGGAAUGGAAAUGGUAAUUGGAAAAUUAGCGGCGGGCAGGAGCUGCCGGUGGUGGCGGUCGCCGCCGCCGCCACCACCGCCCGGCAUUGAUGAUGAUCUCAAAAAAUGAAUGGGGCCGACGAAAACGAAUCAUCAGUUCCGGCCUUAGCUAUAUAUAUAAACUCGCUGUGAUUUGAGAUCGAUGUUAAUUGAAACAUAUAUUGCAUAAUCCACCGCUUUAAUUUCUUUUUGUUUUUGUUUUCCCACAUCGAUCUCUAUGUAUGUAAUUAUUGAUAUGAUUCUGCCGAAUUAAUUGCGGUGUGAAGCCGGAAACUGGUUUACAGACUUUCAAACUAAAGGUGAUUAAACAAGAUAUAACCCAAAUGCGAGCCAUCACUUUGACGUUCACCAUGUUGAUUGCGUAUAUGCUCUGUUGAUACUCAAGGUGUUUCGUGUCUUUUGACUCGUAUAUGUUUCGUGUUUCGGGGUAUAUCAUAUCCAACAAUAUCAAUAUAAUUAUAUUUUGCUACAAGAUAUAGCGUUCUUUACAUAGAUGCCUGUCGAUUUUGUAUGCAUGACCAUAAUCGUUAUUUUGAUUAUCCUCUUUAUUUCAAAAUGAUCUCAAUCUUCAUUUGAAUUUGUAUAACAUUAAUGAUUAAUGAACAACAAAUUGUGUUCAUCAAUAACCAUUGUAAGGAGACACAUGGGCAAGAAUGCAAGGGUUAGUUAUAAUUCUCGACUACAUCACCAUAUUAAAUAGUAAAAUGGUAUAUUUGGUUCACCAUUCUACGAUCUGAAGAGCUUGAAAGCUCUGCUUCUCAAGAAAGUCACCGACCUCUAGCUAACUAAAUAAAUAAAGUUAUUGGGA